AUGCUAUCCACGGCGAUAACAAAACAUAAUGAAAUGUACUACUUGUUCGACUCGCACUCUAGAGACGAAUAUGGUCGAGCACGGCCAAACGGUAAAGCAUGUAUGCUGGAGUUCGUUUCUAUGGACUUACUAGCAGAGCACAUAAUGCACGUACAUUGGCAAAACGAAACGGAAGCGAACGUAAAUAACUAUUAUCGGAAUGUAUUUACAAUUGCUCCUAUAACAAUUGUACUGCAAGACAACAUAGCAGAGGACAAUGCAGUAUCACCAACGGCGUUGCUGAUGCCUCCGCCUACAGUUCCUGUUCCUCCGAAAGUUCCUGUGGAAUCGUCUAGCAAUGUACGUAUACCUGGGCGUUCAAAUACGUACUUGCUAGCCAAACGUACCAGACAAGUGGAUACGUUCACUGUUGGUGAUAUGGUAGAACAAUGCGACCAGUGCGGCGCAAAGUUUUACAAGAAAGAAAGAAAAAUGUGCUGUAAUAAAGGAAAUGUUGUGCUGCCACCGCUAGAUGAAUAUCCAUCAGUGUUAAAAGCAAAACUGCUUUCCGAUAGCUCGACUUCCAAGUUGUAUUUGAAAAACAUUAUGAAGUACAACACGCUCCUAAGUUUCGCAUCGAUUUCGUCGACUUUGCGAACUGACUUACCUCCUGGAGUCGAUGUGUUCGUAAUACAAGGCAACAUGUAUCACAAGAUGAUGCAUGUAUACCAAAACGAUACAAGACCAAGUUUCGGACAAUUGUACUUUUUGGAUUCAGGACGCGCCAACGACAUUCGCAGCGCGAAUACAAUAUUUACGGCCGAAAUGUCUGCGGAACUAAUUACCCAACUCGAUAAGGUUAUAAGGAAAGUAAAUCCAUACGCUGGUCUAUACUGCACCAUGAAAGAGGUCUAUGAACAAGCACGAACGAAUGCAGCACGAAACAACGCGACAGUGCCCGAAAUCUCGUUGGUUUGGUUCGAUGAUUCUGGAAUCGAUAGGCGCGUCUACAAUAAACCAACAGCCAAUGAUGAAAUAGGAGCUAUAUUCGUAUCGGGGGAUGGGGAAAUCCCCGCAAAUAUCGAAUUGCAGCUCUAUCUCCGACCGGAAGUUGUCGACAAUCAAACCGAUAGCAGCUUAUUAACAAUUUCACAUUUGUCACCGUUAGCCGAUCCGUUAAGUUAUGUGCUAUUGUAUCCUACUGGAGGUCGUGGUUGGUGCAAGAACAUAUCAUUAACACGCCAAAGCGCUACCAGAAAACGCGUCACAUUAAGAGCUUUUUAUGAGUAUAGGUUUAUGGUUCGCGAUACAUUCAAUCCACUUUUAGAAAGUGCAAAAUUAACGCAACAAUAUAUUGUUAAUUGCUAUACGAAAAUAGAGAGCAACAAUAUGGAUUAUUUACGAAUAAACCAAAAUAAGCUAAUGGUGAUAAACUAUUCCGGAUUACAAGACUAUCUAGCCCAAUACGAAUCAAACUGUAAUGUCCGAAUCGGGCACCCAAUUAUUUUACCCUCCACUUACUAUGGCGGUAAGAGAUUUAUGAUGGAGUACUAUCAAGAUUGCAUGGCCAUUGUAAGUCGUUUUGGGAAACCGACGUAUUUUGUAACGAUGACGUGCAAUCCUAAAUGGCCCGAAAUAGAAAAGUUCAUGAGACCGAAUCGGUGCGCUCAAGAUAGACCAGACAUCACGGUUCGUGUAUUUCACCUAAAAUUAAAAGAGCUAAUUCACGACAUUGUCGUCAAGCAAGUUUUAGGCGAAGUGAGCACUUUCAUAUAUGUUGUGGAGUUUCAGAAAAGAGGUUUGCCACAUGCGCAUAUAUUGGUAAUAAUCAUGAGUAGAAGAUCGGCCUGUAGAAGCAAAUGA
Molecule: messenger RNA, 1842 nt
Organism: Diabrotica virgifera virgifera (western corn rootworm)
Lineage: Eukaryota; Metazoa; Arthropoda; Insecta; Coleoptera; Chrysomelidae
Exons: 1
Coding region: 1-1842 (613 amino acids)
Source: RefSeq, a predicted model, not a curated record